AUGCCUAAAGAAUUUCACUACGAUGUUAUAAAACUUAUUCAUGGCGUUCGGGAACGUCCAUGUCUUUGGGAUAAAACAUUGGAAAAUUACAAAGACCGCGUAGAAAGGAGAGCUGCGUGGGAAGAAAUCUUCUGUCUUUUGGACCAAACUUACGAACAAAUGUCCCCAGAAAAAAAGAGAAUUACUGGUGAACUAAUAUUAAAUAAAUGGACAAAUAUUCGCGACACAUUUGUCAAGACUCUCAAGACAAAAAUGGGGAAGCCUAAAAAGAAAUAUCUUUUAUACGAUCACCUGAAAUUUCUCACAAAAGUAACACCAGAAGAGGAGACCACUGAAGAAUAUAACGUUGACGUCCCUAUUUCAUUCACUAAUGUUAAAACUGAAGAAAAGGUAAAACCAAGUUAUCACAUUAGAAAAAGAACGAAACACAUAAAUUACGACGAAGAGGUCCCCGACAAAAAGUCUUUAGUGAGAGAUUUCGAUACUAGUAAUGACUUGGAUCUUGUAGGUAUUGACGAGACGAAUGAUCCAAGAGUUAUGAAUGAAGAUGAGGCAUUUUUUGCGUCAUUGCUACCAACAGUUGUUAAGUAUAACGAAGAUGAAAGAUUAGAGUUUAGAAUAGAAGUCCUUGCUGUGAUGAAAAGAAUAAAAGAUAAUAGAAAAUGGCCUAAAGAUGAUUAG
Messenger RNA from Parnassius mnemosyne (clouded apollo), 681 nucleotides. The record is from the annotation of a GenBank genome assembly. NCBI's taxonomy places the organism in Eukaryota, Metazoa, Arthropoda, Insecta, Lepidoptera, Papilionidae.